AUGGUGGCAGCUUCAACCUACGCGGUCGCGCACCAUCAUGCCCUGCGAAAGGCAAAGUUCCUCUCGCGUCACGUGCUGCAGGGCAUCAGUGAUGCCGAGAAAGCCAUCGUCGCCGAUGCUGAAAAAGGCCGCGCAGCCGAGGCGUCGGAACGCGAGGUGGAAGCAGCUGCGCUGAAAGUCAGAGCUGACACUUGCAUGGAGGUGGUCAAGAUGUGCGAGAAGUGCAACGUACAAGUUGAUGACAUGCUUCGGCAGAUCGGCCAGUGUCUGCGACGCCUUCAACAUGCUAGAUAUGCUCAGUUUGCAGACCUGAAGGUCUGCCAGCAGCGUCUUUACUUGCGGUCAGAUGCUCCUUCGGAGGAGAUGGCCGGCGAUGCUGCGCAGAAUUCUUUGGAAGAGCAACGGGUGUGUAUAAGUGAGGCGAGGAACGAGCUCUUGAACCUUGAGGGCGAAUGCCGGCGGGCCUUAGAGAUGAUUGGACAGCUCAGACUCGACCUCUCCAAGGAGGGUGCCUCUCAGCGACACAGCGCUGAGCGCUGCCGAGCCAUGGUUGCCAUCCUCCUGUCAGUCUCAGCCGACCCAACAGAAGAUGUCGACGUCCCCGAGCCUCGGAAUGCAGAGUUGGGGCAGCGUGCGGAGAUGUUGCUCGCUGCCGCAGCGGAGCUCGCAACCCGCUGUGGCUUGGCUGUGCAGGGCACAGAUGAACGCUGCCGGAGAGCCAAACAGCGGUCCGAGCUGCUGCUCGAGCGAAGGCUGAUGGACACCGAGAAAGCAUCAAAACAGCUGCGGGAACAGGCUUCCGAGGUGGACUUCACCAUAGCGGUGGCAGAAAGAUCCUUGGCGAGGAGCGCGAAGCGCUGUGCCGGCAAGGAGAACCUGGCCAAGGUGGCUAAGAUCGAUGCCACGAGGACGGCGCUGGACCACCUUCGGCAGACACGGCAGGCUUUGAAGAUUCACAUUCAGAACAAGUUCAAAAUGCAGACCAUCGAUGCGUCGUGCCGAAAGGUUACUUCCCAGUCUGCCAGUUCCGUGGAGACACGUCCAGCCACCGCCAGCCUUGCCAGCCAGCGCUCCAUGUCAGCAGCAGGCCCCAGAAGGCCAGCAGAUGACGGCUUUGAGAAGGGAAGGGGCUUGCCGCGGCUUUCUACGGACUCGGCAUGCAGCCUCGUGGUACCGGAAGCCGACGCGCCCUCUGCAGCCAGGUUGAAUCGUCCAAGGUCUGCGGCGACCUACAAAGUGAGAGGUUAG
Molecule: messenger RNA, 1248 nt
Organism: Symbiodinium sp. CCMP2456
Lineage: Eukaryota; Dinophyceae; Suessiales; Symbiodiniaceae
Source: the annotation of a GenBank genome assembly